Molecule: messenger RNA, 5457 nt
Organism: Dermacentor albipictus
Lineage: Eukaryota; Metazoa; Arthropoda; Arachnida; Ixodida; Ixodidae
Source: RefSeq, a predicted model, not a curated record
ACAAGCGCUUCCUGCAGAGAAUGUCUGCUACUUGUUAGAAAUCUGUAUCUUGUCGGCCUUGUGACCAGCACGACACCACCAUGACCAUCUCCAGCCAGCUGGUGGUUCCCAUGACACUAUGGGGCAAGAUUGCCCCCACUCACUGCAUGUCGUCUGUCUUCAUCACAAAGGACCAGAAGAUGAUCGUCACAGGCUGCAAGGACGGUCAAAUAUGUGUCUGGGACAUCGUGGACGGGGCGAAAUCCUUGCAGAUUGUGCCCCGCAGCAUGCUGUUUGGUCACACUGGUCCAGUACUCUGCCUGGCCAGUGCCUCUCCAUCUGGGGAUGGCUCCUUGCUGGUCAGCUCCUCCGAGGCUGGUGAGAUGUCCUUGUGGGACCUGACAGACGGCAGGUGCCUGGAGAACACCAAGCUUCCCUAUGUUCAUACGCACAUGCAGUCCCACUCGCUUUCUGGGAGUGAAAGCUCUCAUCUGUUCUGCAACGGCUACUAUGCGGACGUCGUCGUCCUCGACACAAUGACAUUGACUGUGGCCUUUGAGUUGGUGUCACGUGUUUCCUCGGAUUGGAUCAGUGCCAUGCAUGUUAUUAGAACGCCUAAACGAAAUGAUGACGUUGUCGUAGCCAUCUCCGCUUGCGGCAUGGCCAAGGUCUGGACUCUCUCGCCCGAGGAUUACAAGUCUUCCAGCCCACUGUACGAGGAUGAGUCCAAGACCCUCAAGUGCCUGAACACCCUGUGCCUGGCGUGCUGCGCCUACAACCAGCGCACCAUACUUGUGGUGACGGCCAAGUGCUGGCAUAUCUACGAUGCAUACGACUUUGCGCUGCUUUGUUCGACGGACAACCGGCCAGGUGAGCGAUGGAUGGGAGGGGACUUCAUCUCUGCUGACCGAGUGUGUGUGUGGAGUGACAAAGGUCGAGGUUACCUCUACCAGCUUCCAGCCAAUGCCAUUGCUGACAGCAGAGAGUUUCGAACCGGGCCCAACAGCGAAGACAACGCUUUCCUCUUCUGUGUACUCGCUGUUCCCAAUGAUGAGAGACUUGUGUGCCCUCCUGCUAUGGGAUACUUCUUAGGCUCACGAGGUGGCUUUCACAAAGUGCUCCUGAGAGGAGACUCAAAUGGUCGGGUUGUUCUAUGGAACAUUGUGGAUGUAGCCGCUUCCGAUGUAGCUCGCAUGCGCCAAGAGGUGAACGCUGUUGUCCAAAUGCAGCCUUUCCUGAGUCUUGCUUUGCAAGAGGCUUGGGAUGAAAUGAAGCCUCCACCACCUGGCAUACUGGACAAAAUGGAGCUGCCCGGGGAAAACCAAGAGCUCAAGCUCACUGCCAGCGUCUACCUGCCCCUGCAAGGACGCCUGGUGGUCGGCAGGGAAGACGGCAGCAUCGUUGUCGUGUCGGCCACCCAAGCCGUCAUGCUGCAGCUCCUGUAUGGGAAGCACCACCAUGACGACCGCCCACAAUACCAGCUGCUGCAUGGCCACAAUGGUCGGGUGACGUGCCUGCUGUAUCCAAACCACGUGCACUCACGCUACGAGAUUGCCCACCUGGUGUCGGGGGGCGUGGACUUCUCGGUCUGUCUGUGGGACCUGUACGCUGGGACCCUGCUGCACCGUUUCUGCGUCCACGCGGGCGAAGUCACGCAGCUUCUCGUGCCCCCGAGCAACUGCAGUACACGAGUGCUACAGAGCAUCUGCAGUGUGGCCAGUGACCACUCGGUGGCACUGGUGAGCCUGAAGGAACGCAAGUGCAUCAUGCUGGCCUCUCGGCACCUGUUCCCCGUUGGCGUGGUCAAGUGGCGACCCUUCGACGACUUCAUGGUGGUCGGCUGCUCGGACGGCUCGGUCUACGUCUGGCAGAUGGAGACCGGCCACCUGGACCGGGUGCUGCAGGGUCUGGCAGCAGAGGAGGUUCUGAGUGCGUGCGACGAAUACACUGGCCACCCGGGAGAGCGCAUGACAAACCCUGCGGUGCAUCUUUUCCGGGGUCUGCGCCACCGUAACAUGGCUGCCAUUCGGCACGCAGCCCAGCGCGGACUGCACCACCUACAGCAGCAGCACCACUCGUCGCACCACCCUGCUCCUGGACACCAGCACGGGAUGGGCCACGAUGUGGGCGACAGUGCCCAUGCUCGCUCCCGGGCGCACCCGCUCAUGAUACAGGGGCUCCGGACCAACCCCGUGGAUCAGGACAGCCAUGUGCUCUUCUUCGACAUUGAGGCACUCAUCGGCUUGCUGAACACCACGAAAGAAAAGCAACAACGCAGAGACGCUUCCACUGCUCAAACGACCAGUCUCAAUUCUCGAGACAUGUCAGUGCUGCUGGCUGAGUUUAAAGUACAACUACUGUCUGAAGAAUAUUCGGGGAUGUCGCCAGGCACCCUGGAGUCUCAGGGCCUCAUCAACCAGUCGGAGUACCAGAAGUACCUCACCUUGUCCUCCUCGCCAGAGACGCACAAGAAGCUCUCAGGUUUCAUCGCCAAAGUAAAAGACACUGCAGAGACUGCAGCAUCAAAAAUUCAAGCCAAGGCAGAGAGCGUUGGCAUCAAGACGUCUCAAGCAGAUGCUUCAGGAGGCGGCAAGCCAGGAGAUGCGAAGAAUGGAGUGACUGGGGCGGGUGGUGCCAAGCACAAGCACCUGAGUCUGGCCGAGACCAACCUGACCAUGGAGAUUGCUCAGCUGUUGCUGUCCCUCCUGCAUGCUUGGGGUCUCGACAACGACCUAGACAAGGCGUGCGAAGGCACACUGGGCCUGCUCUGCCCCAUGCGACCCAUCUGCUUUGGCCUGCUGUCACGAGGCAGCCACAUGAGCCUGCUGCUGCCCACCCACACUUACCGCAUGCUGCCCCCGUCCCAUGAGGCAGCACCAAUCAGCAGCAGCAAGGAGCGCAAGGUGGUGACUAUGCCGGUGCCCAAGGAGCAGAUUGAGGAAGAGGAGCGGGCUCGGCGCUUCUCGUCGAGAGGCCACUGGGAGUUGUCAACGGCCGUCACCACCAACCACCUGCUGUCAGUGAUUGCCCUGGCCAACACGCUCAUGUCCAUGAACAGUGCCACGUUUGUGCCUGACCAGGAGAAGCGCCGGAAGCUGCACAGGCGACUGAGCCGUGCAGACAGCCGUGCCUUCAUGAUGUCGCCCGGGGAGUCCGGUGGCGGCGGCGGUGUGGACGGCAGUGCCGCCCUGGCCGCCAUACAGGAGGCGCUGUCGCAGCAGCAGGCUCACGUCAAGCAGGGCUGGAGCUUGCUGGCUGCGAUGCACUGCGUCCUGCUGCCCGACCACGUGCGCACGCCCGAAUUCAAGCGACCGCAGGUCGAAAUGCUUGCGCGCCGGUGGCAGGACCGUUGCCUCGAGGUGCGCGAAGCAGCCCAGGCGCUACUACUCGCGGAGCUUCGGCGGAUUGGCCCCAAGGGUCGCAAGACGGUUGUGGACGAGUGGGCCGUCUACCUGCCGAACUACGGCGAGGCCUUCCUUACCUCGCCCUAUGCCUCGGGCGCCGGAGCUGCUGCACCGGGGCCCCAGGCAGGACAGGCGGCGCAGCAGACACCCAAUGCUGCUGGCCUGAGCAGCGUUGCAAUCGAGGGCAACGUUGCGAGCUACCAGGUGGGAAGCGGUGCUCCCAGCCGAGCCUCCUCGGGAGGGAGCACACCCUCGGGGGCCCAGCCCAAGGUUGACACGCAGUCGAUACGAACCAGUGAGGGGCAGAACUCCUCGGAGGAAGAAGAUGAAGAGGAGAGAGAAGGUGGGGAGGCGACCACCAAGCAUGCCUGGAGUGCCGCUGAGGCCCGCCGUAAGCAGUCGACAGCCAUUGUUCUUCUGGGUGUGAUCGGAGCAGAGUAUGGUCACGAGAUUGAACAGAGCAAGCGGAAGGGCGCCGACGACCAGAAGAAGAAGUCUGUCGUGGACGGAUUUGGGCCCACGAACUACUCCCUCGCAUGGCACACGAGCCAGGCGCUGGCGUACCUGCUGCUGACGCCCGCGUCCCCGGCUCUGCCUGCACACACAUCGCUACGCCGAGCGGCCAUCGACCUGAUUGGCCGGGGCUUCACGGUCUGGCAGGCACACAUGGACGUAUCACGUGUGCUGCUUGGCCUGCUUGAACUAUGCUGCGAUUCGGACAAGCUCGUGCCCAGCAUGUCGUACGGGCUGCCGCUGACACCGGCGGCAGAUUCGUGCCGCACAGCGCGGCACGCGCUGUCCCUCAUUGCGACGGCGCGUCCGCCAACGUUCAUCACGACGCUGGCCCGCGAGGUGCACCGCUACAACACGCUCGCUCAGAAUGCACAGUCGCUCAACAUCUCGCUGCACCAGACGGUGCUGAGCCGUGCACGGCCCGAGAUAUUGCGCAUCGUGGAGCUGCUCAUCGACAAGAUGCAGACGGAGGUGGCCGACCUGCUCGUUGAGGUGAUGGAGAUUGUGCUGCACUGCCUGGAUCACACGCAGUUGAAGAUGCGUGGCCUCAACGAACUGUUUCCUGCCAUUUGCAGAUUCCACAACGUCAGCUACUGUGGGGCAACGAGGCGCAUCGCUGUUGGAGCCAAGAGCGGCAACCUGACUAUCUAUGAACUGAGGGCCUCCAAGUCGCAGAUAAUACCGGCCCACUCAACAACUGUGGUUGCCUGCACGUUCUCCCCUGAUGGCAAAUACCUGGCCACCUAUUCCAGUGGAGAGAACAAGCUCUGCUUCUGGCAGACUGCGGCCGGUCUGUUUGGGCUGGGCAAUGCACAGACGCGCUGCGUGCGCACCUACCCGACGCCCCCACUGCCAGACAGCGUGCGUGCCAACCCACUCAAGAUGGCCCAGCUGGUGUGGAUCACCAACCGCACCGUCACCCUCAUGCUGACAGAUGGCUCUGAGCACCGAUUCACCCUCAGUUAAUCCACCACUUUAUAUCCUCUUCGCCGGAAGAUCACACUCUCUAUGUGCUAACUUCUUAACAGGCUGCUGCUUCAGGGAACCUACAUGACCUUGCAUGCAGGACACACAAAAACAAUAAGGACCCCUGUAUUUUUCUGUUUGAUCCACGAAUACUUCUCAAGUCAUGCCUUUGCAAGAGCACGGUGAAGACCAGACUGAAAAUAACAGAUCGCGAAUGUUUUCUUUCCUCUAUUAUCUGCUCACUCACAGGUUACACCUCGCUGGAGAACAUGUAAUAGGUGUUUUGUAUUGGGAAAUCUAUUUGUGCUCAUCUGUGGCUCAGGCAAGACAUUUGGACCUUUUCCUAUCUAGUCCGAUAGUGUGAAGCAUGCCUGCGUUCUCCCUUGAUCCAUCGCCGAAAGAGGUGAGCAGUGCUUGCUCACGUUGUGCAUCCGAGAUAAUGAGUUCUCGACAAGUGUUGGUUCAUUAACUACACAGGACAUGUCGAGGUUCAUCCAAGGAUGCGAUGUGUAUAGUAUUUGAAUUCUGCACUAUUGCUUGUGUUAUGAUGUUAUACUAAGUAUACAUACACUAAUAAAUGUGUUGAUUCAAUGUG